AUAACCGAUGCAACAAGUGCUCUUAAUUUAGUGGAAAAAAGUCACAGAUUUUGCGAGAAAUGUGGAUUUCAGAUUGCACAAAUUAAACCAAAGGAACUUACCUGUUUGGGAAUAACAGAUGACAUGCAAAGUGCGAAUACAAUAACUAAUGACACCAGAUUUGGUCAAAAUUGUGGAACAGAAAACACAAAAAAAGUUUCAGAAGAAAAAAAUAUCUCCGAAGAUGAGUGUUUCAAAGAAAGCUCACAAGAAAAAGAUGUAAACGAGACGUCUUUGACAAUUGCUAGAAGUUAUGGUGAAAAGGCAACUGGAGUUUCUCUUGGUGGCACUUUUUCUGAAGAUUGUGAAUCGUUGUCAGACUAUGAUGACAGCAUUUCGUCGAAUAGUAAUGUAGAAACAUUAGAUGACGAUAUCAUAGAAGAACUUGUAGAUCAAGCACAGUUUGCUAAUGUUGAAGAUGAAAUCAUAAGAAAACUUAGAUCGGGCAAAGUUAAUUCAUUCGCGAAAACUCUUGCUGUACAGGCAAACUUGUUGAAAAAAGUAAAAGUGAAUGUAGCAAUUGCUGGAGAAAGUGGAACAGGCAAAUCAAGUUUCAUUAACGCAUUUCGUGGAGUUGAACAUGGAGAUGAAACGUUUGCCAAAGUUGGCUUUGGCAAUACCACCAUGGAGGUGAACAUAUAUCGACAUCCAAAAAAUGAGCAGAUACUGUUACAUGAUCUUCCUGGGUACAACACAACAAAAAUGACUUUCAAAGGUUUUUUAGAGAAAGUCAUCAUAUCUGACUUUGAUUUAUUUUUAAUAUUUUUCAGAACGGUUCCAACAUCAACUGAUAAAUUGUUUGUUGCCCACCUUCGACAUGCUAAAGUACAAUUUUGUUUCAUAAGGUCAAAAAUUGACGAAGACAUAGAUGAUGCUUUGGAUACUAAAGAAAAACAAAAAAGAAACGUUCUUUUUGAGAUUAAAAAGAAAAUCAAUCAAUCAUGGGACAAAUUUGGAGACAUGAACGAUGCUAACAUCUUCUUUAUUUCAAGUUACGAGCCUUCUGUCGGAGAAAUGGAUAAUUUAAUUUCCUUCAUUGAAAAAAAAGUUGCUCCUGCGAAAUUUGAGGCUGUUCUAUUUUCAAUACCUACUUUAACAAAAGAAGUAGUUCAGAAAAAGUAUAAAGGCUUAAAGAGAAGAGUCUUAUUUUUGGCAAUAAGAUUUGCAGUUUUUUAUUCGGUUGGCCUCAGUUAUGAUUCGCAAAUCAAAGAGGAAAUUGAAAUGUUUUAUCGCGUUUUCGAUCUAGAUAAGGACUUAGCGAAAAACAUCAAAAAUAGGAAACAUCCUUAUUCAGUGGAAUAUAUUGGAAAUGUUUUAACAGAUUUCAGAAGUAGGAAAGGAUCCGACCUAGCCUCAGUGAAUAAAAGAUAUCGUUUUUGUAAAACAUUCUUGAUAAAUCUAUUAAAUGAACUAGCAGAAGAUGCCAAAGCAAUGUACACUUACAUUGUCGAAUACCACAAACAAUAAUAAACAGAAUGAAAAAAUAUGUCGGUGUAUAAGUUCUUUAUUGACCAUGUUAUGGUCAUAAUAAUAAAUCAAAUAUAUAUAUAAUACUUCGAAUUUUCCAUAAA
Molecule: messenger RNA, 1610 nt
Organism: Mytilus trossulus (common blue mussel)
Lineage: Eukaryota; Metazoa; Mollusca; Bivalvia; Mytilida; Mytilidae
Product: interferon-inducible GTPase 1-like
Exons: 5
Coding region: 124-1506 (460 amino acids)
Cellular component (GO): membrane
Molecular function (GO): GTP binding
Source: RefSeq, a predicted model, not a curated record